This is a messenger RNA of Colletotrichum higginsianum IMI 349063, 1107 nucleotides long. RefSeq names its product ATP synthase F0. The coding region runs from base 1 to 1107 and encodes 368 amino acids. NCBI's taxonomy places the organism in Eukaryota, Fungi, Ascomycota, Sordariomycetes, Glomerellales, Glomerellaceae. The record is from RefSeq and is a predicted model, not a curated record. The transcript is spliced from 3 exons.
AUGGGCUGGGUCCUCAACGCCACGCCCGAGGUCGAGGCCAUCUCGCAGUGGGAGACCAUCAUCGCCAUCGCCUGCGUCCUCUCCGUCCUGUCCGUCGCCGUCGUCUGUUCUCGUCUCUGGAUCCGCCACACGGCCAGAGGCCUGGCCGCCGACGACUGGAUGUCGGCGCUGUCCAUGGCCUUUGCACUCAUCUAUUCCGGCCUCACCAUCGCCCAAACGAGAUACGGUCUCGGCCUGCCGGUCAAGCUGCGGCCAAGGGCGAACCUCGUCACGUACACCCGCAUCAACUUCGCCGGCCGGCCGUUCUACCAGCUCGGCAUCAGCUUCUUCAAGAUCGCCCUCCUCAUCAGCUACCUGCGCCUGCUCAAGGGGACCGACCAGAAGACGUACCGCCGCGUCGUCUGGACCACCAUCGUCCUCGUCUUCCUCGCCCACCUGGCCUGCUCCUUCUCCCUCGUCUUCGCCUGCACGCCCGUCGACAAGUCGUGGAACCCGCUCAAGGACGGCACCUGCCUGCCCCCCGGCCCGUCCUUCACGGUGUACGCCGUCGUCACCAUCGUGUCCGACAUCGUCGUGGCGGUGCUGCCGAUCCCGGUGCUGCUGCGGCUCAACGUCCGCGUCGAAAAGAAGGCCGGCCUCAUCGCCAUCUUCCUGCUCGGCCUCUUCACGACGCUGUGCUCCAUCCUGCGGUACCUUGAGAUCAACCGCAUCCAGUACGGCGACGGCAACUCGACGAUGCUGGUGCUGUGGGGGACCAUCGAGUUCAACGUGGGGAACAUCGUCUCGUCUCUGCCCUUCCUGGCGCCCGUCUUCAUGAAGAAGGCCAAGAACUACCGCUCCAAGUACUCGGGCGGCUCCUCGCACGGCCGCAGCCACCUCAAGGGCGCCGAGCGCUACAAGCUCAGUGAGAUAAACCACGACAAGAGCGUCUUCGCCUCGGCCAACCACAGCAAGGCCGGCAACGGAAGCGAGGAGAACAUCCUGCCGGGGAACAUCAUGAAGUCCGUCACGUACAGCGUCCAGGUCGACGACGGGGCCGAGGCCAAGUCGGGCAAGUCCGACAUGACGGGGCCGCGGAAGAGGGAUUCACGCGAUUCGGGCCUUUGA